This is a messenger RNA of Pomacea canaliculata, 1569 nucleotides long. Its product is annotated as formin-like protein 5. The record is from RefSeq and is a predicted model, not a curated record. NCBI's taxonomy places the organism in Eukaryota, Metazoa, Mollusca, Gastropoda, Architaenioglossa, Ampullariidae. The transcript has 4 exons. Bases 50 to 1360 code for a protein of 436 amino acids.
UUUACUCGUGAAGGGAGAGUAUAAUGAUCUACAUCCUUGUCUACAUGCGAUGGCUUCUCGGGUUGAGUAUCUAAACAAAUUUAUAUAUUUGUCGAUGUGUGUUUUCUCUUGCCUAGAAGCGGCAAGAUCCAUGAAUAUACUAGUCAAUGGAGGUCAUCAAAACUUGACGCUGACUCUCAAAGAAAAGUUUGAACUCAAUUUUUAUUUCGUUGAUGGUUUGAAGGAUGCUCAGAACAUUACGGUCUAUGUACAGCAUCGUCUCCCAGGGUCAACUGUCUUUAACUCGAAAUGUAUUCUCAAAUAUUCUCGCGAGAAUUGCACGAGCACAACAACACUCUGUCGCUGCAUGGGGCCACCUUUGGCCAACUACAGCCUCAGCAAGGUCUUCACACAGGAAGAUGCUGGGACCUGGGUUGUCACACUAUGGAAAGCACAGAAUCAAGUUAAGGAGACUAUAGAUAUUUUUGUUGAAGAAAACACAAGUGAAUCUACAUUGUCUGCUGCCGUCAUCUCCAUUGUCAGCUUCAUCAUUGUAUCUGCUGUCGUCAGUUUGUCAUUCCUAAUCUUCUGGUGUUGGUCCAGGUUCUUCGUGAAAACAGUCCUACUCAUUGUCAUGGCAUCAACAGACACACCUUCAGAUGUCUUUCACAGAGAAUCAACCUUCAUGCUUAAGAAGUCAAGAAACAUUUACAACAUUAGCUCUAAAACAUUAUCAGAAGCUGCAACCACUUUAAACAACCUAGCAACAACUUGUAAACCAGCAACAGCAUUACUGGAACCAGCAAUAGCUUUACCUGGACCAGCAACAAAAUUACCUGAACCAGAAGUGGCGUUACCUGAAUCAGCUCUAUCCUUUCCAGCACAGGCUCUACCUCAGCCACCAACAACAUUACCCGGAUCAUCAAAUGCUUUACCAGCAACAGCUUUUCCUGAAACAGUAGUUCCACUAUCAUUGUCAGCACUAACUACACAGUUAUCGCCACCAGCAAAAGCACAGCCACGGAAACAUCCGGCACUACCACCGCCACCAGCGCCAUCGCCAACAACAGCACUGCCACCACAAGCACAAGCAAAGGUACCACCACCAACACCAAAACCACCGCUAGCAACAGCAUCAGAGGAAUGGGCAACUGCACCACAAUCUCCACUGUUACCAGCACCAGCACUGUCACCACAAGCACUAUCAAAGGUACCGCCGCCAACCCCGCCAAAACCACCGUUACAAGAAUCGGCAUCUGCACCACCAUCUCCACCACCGCCAACACCAGCACUGUUACCACAAGGACUACCAAAGCUACCACCAGCAACGCCACCAAAACCACCGCAAGCAACAACAUCAAAGGAAUCGGCAUCAACAUAACAACCUCCACUAAUGCCAACACCAGGACCAUCACCAGCAUUAGUAUCAGCUUCAACAUCUUUAUCAAUUAUAAAACCGCCAUUCAAAAUCACUUUUAGCAUCUGAUUGUUAAAUGUUGACCGUAGCAAAGAAAAUGGUGAAAUGCAACAUCCGUCACCCUAAUUGCUGUUAUUGAAAAUCUGGAAUUUGUUGAAGUUGCGAUAAAAAAA